UUGCAAAUUGCAAAUAUUUAAACGGAAAAGAUUCCUACCCGCUCCCAAACAAAAUCUCUUUCAUACCACGAGUGACGCUGCUUUUCCCUUACACAAAUAAGCAAAAUUACAAUCGCGCUCUUCAUUUUAACAAACUCACCAACCUCAAAUUUUGGUACCUGACGUGAAGUGAAGGUGAAACUUGAAACUUCUCCCAUCACCGAUGCAUUCCAAUUAAUUCUACCUUAAUUCCAUUCUCUUCAGGAUUAGUGAGGAGAGGGGGAAAAAAUGGUAAAAUCACCCCAAUAUGAUAGAUUUUCGAAGGAUUUUGCAAUGGGAGGCGCAGCGGCAAUCGUAUCGAAGAGUGCAGUAGCACCGAUUGAGAGAGUGAAGCUUUUACUACAAAAUCAAAGUGAAAUGAUCAAAAGAGGACAGCUCAAAAGACCAUACCUCGGCGUGACUAAUGGCUUUAAGAGAGUCUUCGCGGAAGAGGGUCUGGUUGCCUUCUGGAGAGGCAACCAGGCCAAUGUUAUAAGAUAUUUUCCCACACAGGCUUUCAAUUUUGCAUUCAAAGGAUACUUCAAAAGCAUCUUUGGAUAUUCCAAAGAGAAAGACGGGUACGUUAAGUGGUUUGCUGGGAAUGUUGCUUCAGGCAGUGCUGCAGGAGCCACUACUUCAAUGCUUUUGUAUCAUUUGGACUUUGCACGUACAAGAUUGGCCACCGAUGCUGUCGUGUGCCAUGUUACUGGUCAGCGUCAGUUUAAAGGACUAAUUGAUGUGUAUCGGAAGACUUUAUCAAGUGAUGGAAUAGCUGGCUUGUACAGAGGAUUUGGGGUUUCGAUAUUGGGAAUCACCAUGUAUCGAGGGAUGUACUUUGGGAUCUAUGACACCAUGAAGCCUGUUGUUUUAGUUGGGGCUCUUGAGGGGAACUUCUUUGCUAGUUUCUUGUUAGGUUGGAGCAUCACAACUGUAUCUGGCGUCUGUGCAUACCCUUUUGACACACUGCGGCGGCGUAUGAUGCUAACCUCCGGACACCAUAUCAAGUAUAAUAAUGCAAUGCAUGCAUUCCGUGAGAUUGUUGCACAAGAGGGUUUCUUAGCCCUAUUUCGAGGAGUUACCGCAAAUAUGCUUCUUGGAAUGGCUGGAGCUGGGGUGCUUGCUGGGUACGAUCAGCUAAAUCGUAUCUCAUCUAGACACAACAUCAAUAAUGAAGCAAACCAAAGAGUUCUGAAAUAAAUGACUGAAUCGUGGUGGAAUUUUCAAGGGAGAAAUGCAUUUUUGGACCUAAAAAGCAUAUUAUUGCUCUUCAUUUCAAAAGUUUGGUCAAAAGGAACACAAGCAACAAACAGUCAUGUGGAAAUGAUAGCAGCAAAAGGUACUUGUUCUAUAAAAAAUGGAACUUCAGCCAGAGCUUUGAACAUGAUUAACUUGGUUUUAGGUCCUUAGAUUUCACGCUCCCUUUUGUUAAUAGCAAAAUUUUAAAUUUAGAUAGACUUUAGUGCCUUAUUGAUUCACAAGGAAGGGCAAUUGUAAACAUAUUUAAGACUGCAAAUGCAGUUAACUUGUCUGUCCCAAUGAAUGCUGUUCAUAUGAGGUUUUUAAAUUCAUGGCCACUGGCCAGACUUCAAUUA
Messenger RNA from Vicia villosa (hairy vetch), 1610 nucleotides. RefSeq names its product ADP,ATP carrier protein ER-ANT1. Gene Ontology annotation, biological process: mitochondrial ATP transmembrane transport; mitochondrial ADP transmembrane transport. The record is from RefSeq and is a predicted model, not a curated record. Gene Ontology annotation, molecular function: ATP:ADP antiporter activity. The coding region runs from base 268 to 1215 and encodes 315 amino acids. Gene Ontology annotation, cellular component: mitochondrial inner membrane. The transcript has 4 exons. Lineage: Eukaryota; Viridiplantae; Streptophyta; Magnoliopsida; Fabales; Fabaceae.